CGCCAUUUCUAUUCUCGAUUGACAGCCACUUUUUUCCGAGGUUGAGUUUCAAGGGUGUAAGACUGGGGAGAGGACAAUUGAUCAAGCUCUAAUAUCUCCUGUACUGAGGCUCAUCAAAAGGUUUUACUUAACACCACCAGACAAUAUGGAGACGCGGUCCCUCUUACAGCCGCUGCUGCGGUCCGUUACCACCACCACCACCACCACCAGCAACCCUCUCUUCUCGAGCAGCAGCAGCACCUGGUUUGCGGCGGCGGCGACCACUCCAGCAUCACGACGCCACCAAUCGUCCUCAGCCCGAACCAAGCGCGCCCUCAAGAUCCCACCCCACCCCUCCUUCCUCCAGAACCCCCUCGAGGCCGCGCGAGUGAUCUACAACCCACCCGCCUCCGCCCCCUCCGUCUACCACACGCCCUUCAAGUUCCUGCCGCCGAGCGACCCGCGGCGUAAAGCCAACCUCGCGCAGGUAAUCCGCGCCUCCGCCGCCGCGCCUACUACCCCUCUUCCCCCCCCUACCGCCAACCCGAACCUGGCGCCCGAGCUCAAGACGCCGCCGCAGUUCUACAACGUGACGCGGGAGCAGGUGGAGGAGAUGCGGCAGCUGCGGGCGGAGGACCCGGAGAAGUGGAGCGUGCACGAGCUCGCGCGGCGCUACUCGUGCGCCCCCAUCUUCGUCAUGAUGUGCUGCCGCGCCGACCGCGAACACCGCGACCGCGAGAAGGCCCGCCUCGACGCCGUCAAGGCCCGCUGGGGCCCCAUCCGCUCCCACGCCCGCGAGGAGCGCAAGAAGCGCAAGAUCCUCCUGCACCAGGACGCUUUAUAAGGAGGAUGCGCCCCAUGAUGUUGUGUGCGCUGUGGCCUUUUUUCUACAGCACCUAGCUACGAUCCGUCUCCCAUCACCUUUGUGACGACGACGGAUGGCGGCCUAUCGAAGAAGGAACUAGAUAUUAGGGUGUCUAGGCACCUUCUUGAUGGGUCGGAGUGUCCGGGGUGAAAGCUCACAAUCUUUUCUAUACGAUUCAAGGGGACCGAGUCUUUGGAACUAGAGAACGAGAGAAGGCGGGGGGGGAAGAGGUAGAGAGCGCUAGGUCACCAGGGUAGAUGAUCGACCAAAGGGACUCGAAUGGGGUUACUCGAACUCGACCGACACAUGAAAACUUUUUUUACACAAGGGAAAUGCAACGAGAUGAGGCCCCGGUGAUGAACUACCUACCAAAAUCCAUGUAUUUACAACAAGACCAAGACCUACCCAAGUUUAUAAUUGAAGAGCAAGUAAGGUUAUAUAUAUAUAUAACCAACACUG
Messenger RNA from Hypoxylon fragiforme, 1303 nucleotides. RefSeq names its product mitochondrial ribosomal protein subunit L20-domain-containing protein. Gene Ontology annotation, cellular component: mitochondrial large ribosomal subunit. The record is from RefSeq and is a predicted model, not a curated record. Lineage: Eukaryota; Fungi; Ascomycota; Sordariomycetes; Xylariales; Hypoxylaceae. The transcript has a single exon. The coding region runs from base 146 to 823 and encodes 225 amino acids. Gene Ontology annotation, molecular function: structural constituent of ribosome.